Messenger RNA from Saxophila tyrrhenica, 618 nucleotides. RefSeq lists its product as uncharacterized. The record is from RefSeq and is a predicted model, not a curated record. NCBI's taxonomy places the organism in Eukaryota, Fungi, Ascomycota, Dothideomycetes, Mycosphaerellales, Extremaceae. The coding region runs from base 1 to 618 and encodes 205 amino acids. The transcript is spliced from 2 exons.
AUGGACGCCCCACCAAACCCACCAAACGGCGACGGAGAUCAGUCCAACAACAACAACACCCCGCCCAAGCCCCCCAAGAUUGCGUGGACUCAAGAGCUCGACCUGUACACGCUUCAGACAAUGGUGGCCAUGUCGCCGAAGCCAAACUGGGAGGAGCUCGCUACAGCUAUGGGCCCGGAGUACGAGGGCAAGCACAAAGCGAUCGAACAGCGGUACACCAAAGUCAUCUCGAAGUCGCGCAUCAUCAACGAUACGGUUCAGAAGUGGGCUGGGCCGGAUCAGGUUGCAGCGAUUACUAUCAAGACUGAAGGAGGUGAUAUCCCGACUAAGGCUGGUGGUGGCAAGAAGCGUGCUGCUGCGGGUUCCACCAACGCGACGCCGGCGAAGAAGAGUAAGGCUGGUGGAGCGGGGACGGCGGGGCGUGGUGGGAAGACGAAGGGGUGUGGUGCGAAGAAGAAUCGCAGUAUUGAGGGUAUCAAUGAGGAUGGUGGAGAAGCGAGAGACCUAGGUGAUGGAGUGGACAAGAUCAAUGGGAAGGGGCCGAAGGAGGAGAGCGAUGACGAAGGGCCGCCGAACUUCGAUUUCGGAAACGCUGCGGGGGAGGCAGUACCGGCUUGA